Molecule: messenger RNA, 834 nt
Organism: Raphanus sativus (radish)
Lineage: Eukaryota; Viridiplantae; Streptophyta; Magnoliopsida; Brassicales; Brassicaceae
Exons: 1
Coding region: 16-726 (236 amino acids)
Source: RefSeq, a predicted model, not a curated record
ACGUUUCUUGUCAAAAUGCUAACCACACAUUUGCGUUUCGCAACCGCAAGAACCAAACUGAUAGAUAACAAAACCUGUGGGCAGAAUCUCUUUUUUUUGGUAAAGCGUAACAUAAUGGGAAUGGUAUUUGGUAAAAUCUCCGUGGAGACACCCAAAUACACCGUGGUCAAAUCCGGCGACAGUUACGAGAUCCGUGAGUAUCCACCGACCGUUGCGGCCGAGAUCACUUACGAUCCUUCCGAGUUCAAAGACAACAGAGACGGCGGCUUCACGGUCUUGGCCAAGUACAUAGGCGUGUUCGGCAAGCCUGAGAACCAGAAGCCGGAGAAGAUCGCCAUGACUGCUCCUGUGAUCACCAAGGAAGGAGAGAAGAUCGCCAUGACUGCUCCGGUCGUGACCAAGGAAGGAGGAGGAGGAGGAGGAGAGGAGAAGAAGACGGUGACGAUGCAGUUUCUGUUGCCGGAGAUGUACAAGAAGGCUGAGGAUGCGCCGCGUCCGACAGAUGAGAGGGUGGUGAUUAGGGAGGAAGGAGGGAGGAAGUACGGCGUGGUUACGUUCAGUGGUAACGCGGCGGAGAGUGUGGUGAGCGAGAAGGUGAAGAAGCUGAGGAGUGAUCUCGAGAGAGAUGGGUUUAAGAUCACCGGUGAGUUCGUCCUUGCUAGGUACAAUCCUCCAUGGACAAUACCUCCGUUCAAGACCAACGAAGUCAUGAUUCCUGUUGAAUGAUGAAAACUAUAUCCAAAGUUUAUAGCUUUUGGUCUCAAAAAACUUGUCUUUUCAGAACAAUAAUGUAAUACAAUGCCGGGUUUUGAAUUUUAAUAAAUCAACGACAAA